Messenger RNA from Arabidopsis arenosa, 1779 nucleotides. NCBI's taxonomy places the organism in Eukaryota, Viridiplantae, Streptophyta, Magnoliopsida, Brassicales, Brassicaceae. The record is from the annotation of a GenBank genome assembly.
CUUUUUGUGAAAUAAUUUCGUUUGUGGGUUAUCCGAAUUUUGUCUGAAUUUGGGUUGUUAUUUGAGGAAGAAAGGUUUGUUUUUUUUCUGGGGAAUGGUGGAAAUGAGGAAAUCUGGAGGUUUAAGACGAACGGAGUCUGAAUUGGCGGCCAAGUGCCGAGAUGAGCUACCGGUGAAAUUGGAGAUUGCUGAGGAUGAUUUAGAAGAAGAGCAUGCUCCUCUCACCAAACGAUCUAGGUUAUGGAGUCCUGGGACAAGCUCAUCGACAAUGGCACCAGCUAAGUAUAACCCGCUUGAUGAGCCGAGUCCUCUUGGGUUGAAUCUUAGGAAGAGUCCAUCUUUGUUGGAGUUGAUUCAGAUGACGAUAACGCAUUGUGGUGACCCUAAAGCAGCUGAAACGCUGAAAGCUGGUGCACUUGGCUCUGGUCUUAAGAAAGAAAGUAAAAGCAUUGCUGCUGCUGCAUCACUUGGACCGACUUUGGCGCCAGGAAGUAUUGAGAAGCUGAAAGCUUCCAACUUUCCUGCUUCGCUUUUGAAGAUCGGACAGUGGGAGUAUAAAUCGAGGUAUGAAGGUGAUUUGGUGGCAAAGUGUUACUUUGCAAAACACAAACUUGUUUGGGAAGUAUUGGAACAAGGUCUUAAGAGUAAAAUCGAGAUCCAAUGGUCAGAUAUUAUGGCUUUGAAGGCAAACUGUCCUGAAGACGGACCUGGAACAUUGACUCUAGUGCUUGCUAGACAGCCCUUAUUUUUCCGGGAAACAAACCCACAGCCUAGAAAACAUACUUUGUGGCAGGCGACAUCAGAUUUUACUGAUGGCCAAGCCAGCAUGAACAGGCAUCAUUUUCUGCAAUGUGCUCAAGGGAUAAUGAACAAACAUUUUGAAAAGCUCGUUCAAUGUGAUCAUCGUCUGUUCCAUCUAAGCCGACAGCCGGAGAUAGCUAUUGACUCUCCCUACUUUGAUGCGCGGCAAUCUAUUUUUGAGGAUCCAAGUGAAUCGAAAGGCCAUCCUUUUGGGAAUUUGAAUCUUAGCACAGGUCCUUCGAUUUCUGGGACUCAGAAUUUAGCAUCUCCUGUUGGGGCUCAGUCAUCAUCUGAGCAUAUGUAUCUGUCUCAUGAAGCACCAUCACCCAGCUCAGUGAUAGAUGCUCGUGCAAAUGAAGGAAUUGGGGGUUCUGAAGCAGUCAAUUCAAGAAACAGAACGGAUUGUGAUCAGAUAAAAGUACCUGGACUACACCAAUCUAUGUCGGUGAGCGAUUUCGUUGGACUUCUCUCUGAUUCUGCUGGUGGAAAUCAUCCGGAACAUAUGGAGAAAUUUGAGAUCAUGAAACAGCAGUUGCUAAGUGAUAAUAUCCAGUUCGAGGCACCAGAUGAGAAGUCUCUCAUGCCAAGGGUUAACUCUUUAUUCAACCUCUUGUACAAGGAUCCCAAUGUCGCUGCAAACUCACAGCUCAAUACCGAAAUGUCGGUUGGAUUGAAGUCUGAACCCAAGGGAAUUGUUUCUGACAACAACAACAACAACAACAACCGAGUUCUUGAUCCAGCUUCUAGCAGCAAACCACAAGGUAUGUUAAGGAAAGACUCAUUCAGCGAUUUGCUAUUACACCUCCCCCGGAUCACAUCCUUGCCAAAGUUCUUGUCCAACAUUUCAGAAGAAGAUGGUGAUGCAUAUAAUAGAUAAUUUAUAGAUACCGCCUCUCUUUUCUGGAUUUGGCAAGUAUAGGAACCUGGACUAGUAGCUUUUCUGUUUUUUUUUCUUGUAAAUCAAAAUUAUCUCUUGGU